AUGACAUUAUUAAUGCUUGAAGCGUUAGAUUUUACAAAAAUAAUUAUAUCAUUUCUUUUAAUAUACAUCGCACAAUUUUAUUACAAAUAUUUUACAAGAUCAAAUCCACUACCAGGUCAAAUUCCCCUUCCUCUGUUCGGAAAUGUAUUGAGCAUUAUAUUACAAGCAAAUGGAGAUCAAGCAGAAUGGCUUAAUAUAUUGAAUAAGAAAUAUGGUGAUGUUUUCGAAACAUAUUCUGGAAAUGAACGUCAAAUUGUAUUUGCCAAAGCUGAAUAUGUCGAAAAAUUGAUGUCACCUUCUACAAACAGUAAUUAUAUAAUGAAAACAGAUGAUUACCCUGCACUUAAAGAAUUAGGAAUGAAAGGAAAAGGGAUUUUUUUGAAUAAUGAUAUUAGUACUUGGAGAUUCAAUAGAAAAUUCUUUACACAGGCAAUUUUGACACCAAGCUUCUCGAAUGAAGUUUUACAUUGGACUCCAAUUCUUUUUAAUGAAUUAAAUGUAUAUUGGAAAGAAAUCGGAAAGAAUGCUCCGAUCGAUUUUGCCGUAUGGAUUCAUAGGUUUACCACGGAAAUUAUUUUUCAAAUGACUGUUGGGUUAAAGGUUAAUUCAAUGGCCACCUAUUUUAAUAAUGUUGAACCGUCAAAGAGAAUACAUAUCGAAUCAAGUCCUGCAGUUGAAAAUAUUGCAAAUUUCGCUGAUGAUAUUGAGAAAGAACUGGAUUGUAUAAAAUUUGUUCUUACGUUUCCCGCUUUAAUUAGACAUACCAUCUUGAAAAAAAAGAAUCAAGCAGUGCUUAAUCAUCGACGUAAAAUUAUUGAAACUAUGAAGAAGAUUAUUGAUUAUCGAAGAAAAGAAAUUGAGGCAACCCCAGUUGAAGAUAAAUUGAGACAUGAUAUGUUAACUUCUUUGAUCACCGCAAAUACCGAACGUGAUAUUAAUAAAUCCAAGUAUAUGGAUGAAGAUCAUUCUAAACCUUUAAAUAAUGAUGAAAUCAGUCAAAAUUUACUUGAAGCUAUUUCUGGAGGAAUUGACACAACUGCAAACUUAUUAUGUUUUGUCGUAUACCAUUUAUGUCAUUAUCCUAACGUUUUGGCUCGUUUGCAAAAGGAACUUGAUUCAAUUUUUGGUUUGGAUCAACGUAUGCCUACAAUGGAAGAUCUCUCAAAGAUGUAUUACACGGAAGCUAUAUUUAAGGAAUGUUCACGUCUCGUAAAUACAGCAAAAAUAACUCUACGCGCUUCCUCUUCGUCGGAUGUAAUCGCAGGCUAUGAAUGGCCCGCAAACACGAAUUUUAUUGCAUAUCUGGAAGGAAUUCAUCUUAAUCCCGUUCAUUGGAAAGAUCCUUAUGAAUUUAAUCCUGAUAGAUUUAUAGGAACUGAACCACAAAAGAAUACAUUUUUGAUGUUUGGAGGUGGAGUAAGGUUAUGUCCAGGAAGAAAAUUAGCUAUUGUCGAAAUGAAAUGUCUAAUCGCUUUAAUAUAUAGAAAUUUAGAUAUCACAUUAGUAGAUAUGAAUGCUCCUUUGAAAUUAAAGCAUACCAUCGUAAACGCGUGUAUUGAAUUACAGAUCAGAGUUAAUCAAAGAUCCAAAUCGUAA
Messenger RNA from Funneliformis caledonium, 1596 nucleotides. The record is from the annotation of a GenBank genome assembly. Lineage: Eukaryota; Fungi; Glomeromycota; Glomeromycetes; Glomerales; Glomeraceae.